Messenger RNA from Pseudocercospora fijiensis CIRAD86, 682 nucleotides. RefSeq lists its product as uncharacterized. Gene Ontology annotation, cellular component: cytoplasm; nucleus. Gene Ontology annotation, biological process: protein neddylation; regulation of proteolysis; modification-dependent protein catabolic process. Gene Ontology annotation, molecular function: ubiquitin protein ligase binding; protein tag activity. The record is from RefSeq and is a predicted model, not a curated record. Bases 119 to 361 code for a protein of 80 amino acids. The transcript is spliced from 3 exons. Lineage: Eukaryota; Fungi; Ascomycota; Dothideomycetes; Mycosphaerellales; Mycosphaerellaceae.
CACUUCUGUGUUUCUUCCCUCUAAAGACAAACACUUGGAUCGCUGAUUCCUCCACCUCGACCGCUGUCUCUACUACACCUAAGCGCCCUCAGAGCACAUCCGCGACAACAUCGUCAAAAUGCAGAUCAAAGUCCGUACCCUCACCGGCAAAGAGAUCGAACUGAACAUCGAGCCCGACGACAGAGUUUCGAAAAUCAAGGAAAAGGUCGAGGAGAAGGAAGGCAUCCCACCCGUCCAACAACGCUUGAUCUUUGGCGGCAAGCAGAUGAACGACGACAAGACCGCAGCAGAAUACAACCUCGAAGGCGGCGCGACUCUACACUUGGUUCUUGCCCUCCGUGGUGGGCAAUCUUCUUGCUGAAAGCAGUCUUUGCUGACGGUGAGAAUUACCUGAAAGAUGAUCUGCCCGCUGCGAUGGCUACGCGCGCAAGAACAGGCUCGAGAAGAGGAGCGACUGCAGACCGAGCGACGGAAGGUCAGAAGGGCAAGACUUCGGAAACAUGUCUAUCGACGAGUGAGGAAAGAGCAAUGGAGGUUGAUCGUGCGAUUGAGCAAAAUUUGAGCUCCUAGCCUGAAGGACGAUGCAUUUGCAACGAGCUAGGAAAUGACUUCCAAGACUUCUCGAUUAGACCUGAGAUACCACGAACAAGACACGAUUAGCGCGCAUGCGCUGAUGAGCAGC